Drosophila albomicans is the source of this 1527-nucleotide messenger RNA. RefSeq names its product two pore potassium channel protein sup-9 (gene Task7). NCBI's taxonomy places the organism in Eukaryota, Metazoa, Arthropoda, Insecta, Diptera, Drosophilidae. Gene Ontology annotation, molecular function: potassium ion leak channel activity. The transcript has 5 exons. Gene Ontology annotation, biological process: stabilization of membrane potential; potassium ion transmembrane transport. The record is from RefSeq and is a predicted model, not a curated record. Gene Ontology annotation, cellular component: membrane. Bases 355 to 1491 code for a protein of 378 amino acids.
CUUUUACUUUUGCACUAAAAAUAGUAUAAUUGGCAUUGAGGUCACUCCGUAAAUCAGUUAAGAUUUAAUAAAAAAAAAAUUGCAGAAAAUUCGUGCUUUCAACGACCCAGCACUAAAAAUGUAAAAAAAAAGGUGCAUUAAAUAAAAGCAUCAUCGUCCAAUUACUUGCGGAAUGCAAGCUUUUGGAGUUUCAUCGAUUUAUUCAGAGUCCUUGUCAGCUUUGCAGCAGGGUAGGCUGUGAUAAAAUACCAGAGAUAAAUCUAUAAAUUAAAUAAUAUAAGAAUAAUAAGUAUUCUAAAUUGAAAGUGCGCCUGCAUCUGCAAACGCGGCCAUAGCCUUGAUUACCAUAUUUAAAUGCUAAUUGAGUCAUACCGCGAUACUGCUUUAGAAUUUGUUGUCCAUUGCGCCAUGAAGCGUCAAAACGUAAGAACACUGUCGCUUGUGGUAUGCACAUUUACCUAUUUGCUCAUUGGCGCGGCAGUCUUUGACUCGCUUGAAUCACAAACUGAAGCAAAGCGUUGGGAAUUUUUGCAAGUACUUUUUACAAUAUUGAUAAUUGAUAUUGGAAUUCGCAUCAAACUUUGUUUUCAUGCCGUAGCGGUGAAGAAUAAUUUCGUUAAGAAAUACAAUGUGAGUACAGAAGACUACCGGAUGAUCGAAAUAGUAAUAAUUGAGAACAAACCACACAAGGCGGGACCUCAGUGGAAAUUCGCUGGCGCAUUUUAUUUUGCCACUGUAGUGCUGGCAAUGAUUGGCUAUGGACAUUCCACACCGACUACAGUGGCUGGGAAACUAUUUACAAUGUGCUAUGCUAUGGUGGGCAUCCCAUUGGGUCUUGUAAUGUUCCAGUCGAUCGGCGAACGACUUAACAAGUUUGCUUCUGUGAUCAUUAGACGAGCGAAGCGAGCAAGUGGAGCACGUUGUACGGAUGCCACUGAAAUGAAUCUUAUGCUAGCCACUGGCAUGUUGUCCUCAAUUAUUAUUACGACGGGAGCUGCAGUCUUCUCGCGCUACGAGGGCUGGAGUUACUUUGAUAGUUUCUAUUAUUGCUUUGUGACAUUGACCACAAUUGGGUUUGGCGACUAUGUGGCUUUGCAAAAUGAUCAAGCGCUAACUAAUAAGCCAGGAUAUGUUGCUCUUAGUUUGGUGUUCAUUCUCUUUGGCCUAGCAGUAGUUGCUGCUAGUAUUAAUCUUCUGGUGCUGCGAUUCAUGACUAUGCAAGCUGAGGAUGCUAAGAGGGACGAACAGGAUGCCCAAAAUAUAGCAGCAGGAAAUCAACCACUCACUUUCGAUGACGAUUCCACAUACAACAUGCAUGGCAAGUUGCUCGAAAACAAUUACACCACCGAAAAUGAUGAGACGGUUUCCCUUUGCUCUUGUACCUGCAUGGGGGGCACGCGAUGUCUGAAUCAUGAGCAGUUUGUUGAUCCCGAUUUUCAGCCAAUGGACAUUAUUGAGAGCACACUCUGUUUGAAACGUGCAUCCGUUUGACAAGAAGAAGAUCAAAUAAAUAUACUCUUAUUAUAA